AUGGCCGCUUUGCAUAGAAGAUUAAGAAGGAACCACAGACGACGUGUUGGUUUACCACGACCAAGGGUAUUUAGGGACAGAGGCAACCCACUGGAGAUGCUGGAGGAGGACGAGAUUUUCCAGCGCUAUCGAUUCCGACCAGCCACAACACACUUUUUGGUCAAUGGACUUCAUCAGGAAUUGACAACUGACACCAACAGGAACAAGCCCAUUUCUCCUCUCCUCCAAGUUUUGCUGUUCCUACGAUUUGUGGCGACAGGGGCCCAUCUCCGUCUGGUUGGAGACAGUCUUGGAAUUUCAGAGUCGUCCGUCUGUAGAUCUGUCAAAGCAGUUGCCUCAGCUAUAGUCGCUGUUUUUGCCAGACUCUACAUCACUUUUCCUGUCGGUGAAAUAGCAACAAAAGUGAAAGAAGGUUUCAGAAGAGUAGCAGGUACUAGUAUAUGA
This is a messenger RNA of Saccostrea echinata, 444 nucleotides long. RefSeq lists its product as uncharacterized. The transcript has a single exon. The coding region runs from base 1 to 444 and encodes 147 amino acids. The record is from RefSeq and is a predicted model, not a curated record. Lineage: Eukaryota; Metazoa; Mollusca; Bivalvia; Ostreida; Ostreidae.